This is a messenger RNA of Schistosoma turkestanicum, 555 nucleotides long. The record is from the annotation of a GenBank genome assembly. Lineage: Eukaryota; Metazoa; Platyhelminthes; Trematoda; Strigeidida; Schistosomatidae.
AUGCGGGAAUACAAGUUAGUUGUGCUAGGAAGUGGUGGAGUUGGGAAGAGUGCUCUCACUGUACAGUUUGUACAAGGGAUUUUCGCCGAAAAAUAUGACCCAACUAUCGAAGACAGCUAUCGAAAACAGGUUGAAAUCGAUUCUCAACAAUGCAUGCUAGAGAUUUUAGACACAGCAGGAACUGAGCAAUUUACGGCGAUGAGAGAUCUCUACAUGAAAAAUGGACAGGGGUUCCUCCUUGUUUAUUCCAUUACAUCUCAGUCUACUUUCAACGAUCUUAGCGAACUUCGGGAACAAAUUCUCCGCGUCAAAGAUGUUGAUGAGUUUCCCUUAGUUCUGGUUGGUAAUAAGUGUGAUUUGGAAGACGAGAGAAGUGUUGGUAAAGAGCAAGGACAAAACUUAGCCAAUGAAUGGAAGUGUCAAUUCAUGGAAACUAGUGCUAAAGCUAAACUCAAUGUUAAUCAGAUAUUUCACGAUCUUGUCAGGCAAAUUAAUGCGAAGACACCUGAUCCUGCUUCGAAAUCAUCAAAGAAAUCAAAAUGCUGUUGUCUCUGA